Formica exsecta is the source of this 4401-nucleotide messenger RNA. Its product is annotated as agrin-like. NCBI's taxonomy places the organism in Eukaryota, Metazoa, Arthropoda, Insecta, Hymenoptera, Formicidae. The annotation marks the transcript as partial. Gene Ontology annotation, biological process: cell differentiation; multicellular organism development. The record is from RefSeq and is a predicted model, not a curated record. Gene Ontology annotation, molecular function: calcium ion binding; protein binding. The transcript is spliced from 19 exons.
GUGUGCCAGUGGGGUGCAAUUUGCGCGGAAAACGGCGGCAAUGCUAUGUGCGAAUGUCCGACUUGUCCGGCAGAAUUUCAGCCUGUGUGCGGCGAUGAUGGCAUCAGCUAUGGCAACGAGUGCAAGCUUCGCCUGGAGGCAUGUCAGCAUCGACGGGAGAUACGCGUUCUGUACCAAGGAUUGUGCAAUGGCUGCGAGAACAAGAAGUGCGAGCUUUACGGCGAAUGCGAAAGCGACAGUGCCGGAGAAGCCAAAUGCGUUUGUCCAUCAAAAUGCGAGAGUUCGGUGACAGAGCCGGCGGGUACGGAAAAGGUUUGCGGAUCCAAUGGAGUGACCUACGAUAAUGAAUGCGCCUUGAAAAGGGCGUCGUGCACGAGCCAGACCCUCAUCACCAUUAGCUACGUGGGUGACUGUGAAAUGUGCACAAGGGUGAAGUGCGAGUACGGAGCGCAUUGCGUGGCGGGUGUGUGCGUGUGCCCGAAGGUCUGCCCGGAGAACAGCGGCGAGCCCGUUUGCGGUAGCGACGUGAAAACUUACCAGUCUGAGUGCGAGCUGCAGCGAGCAGCCUGCGACAGGGACCCCAAGUUGCCGGCGUUGCACGUCACGUUUUACGGGGACUGCGGCGACAGAUUGGCCGUGGCGGCUUUGACGACCAAGUCGACACUCGCGGUGACACGCGUGGCCACCACCAUCGCCGACAUGACGAGCACGCAGGAGCGCGAGGCCUGCAAGGACAUUCACUGCGACUUCGAGGCGACCUGCGAGCUCGGCCCGGACAGGUUCCCCAGGUGCAGCUGCAGAUUCGAUUGCGCCUCCAUCCCGCCGGAGAAUAUGCGGGCCGUCUGCGGUAGCGACCUCAGGAUCUACUCCUCCCUCUGCGCCAUGAAGAUGGAGGCUUGCCAGAGGCAGCAGGAGCUUCGACUGAGGCCCCUCGAUCUCUGCGAAGGCAUGGAAGUCAAGCCUUGCAAUGGCGAUUCUCCAUUGGUAGACUCCGAAGGUAAAGAAUAUGACUGCGGUAGUGGACCAGAACGCAAAGACUGCCCUAGCAAUAGUUACUGCCAUCAGACGACACGAUUCGCUCGUUGCUGCAAGAAAGUCUUAGGGAACCAGGUGCAAAAAUGCGCGGACUCAUGGCACGGCUGUUGCCCGGACGGGAAGACCGCCGCCCUAGGUCCGGACGGCGCCGGUUGCCCGAGUUUGUGCAAUUGCAAUAGACUCGGCAGUGUGUCAGAUACCUGCAACCCGGAAACCGGUCAAUGCGAGUGCAGGCCAGGCGUGGGCGGCCUCAAGUGUGACAGAUGCAUGCCGGGUUACUGGGGACUGCCGAAAAUAAGCGAGGGCCAUCAGGGAUGCAUACCGUGCGGCUGCUCACUAUUCGGUUCCGUCAGAGAGGAUUGCGAGCAGAUGACAGGACGUUGCGUCUGCAAGCCUGACAUCCAGGGGCAAAAAUGCACAAUCUGCAACGACCACAACAAGAUACUCACCCCCACCGGAUGUUACUCAGCAGACACGAUACCGCCCAUACCUACGUCCUGCAACGAGCUGGAAUGCUACUCGGGCGGCCACUGCACCGAGAUCGGCGGCGCGCACUGCGUCUGCCCGUCCUCGUGCCCGGCGGACGUGCCGUCCUUACCGGUUUGCGGCAGCGACGGGCAGACCUACGACAACGAGUGCGAGCUAAGGCUGUACGCGUGCCGCCACCAGGCAGACGUGGUCACGCAGGCCUUCGGCCACUGCAGAGACGACCCUAUGGUUAACACGGACUUCCCCGUUAAGAGAUACACAGCUGUACAAUAUACCCAACCAGCGGCCGCUAUUUCUCCGUUGUCCAAAUCCACGCGGCAUCUCUUGGUACCGGAGCCGGACCCACGAUAUUAUUACACUCAUCGAGCUCAUCAAGAGACCAUCACCAUCGACAGAGAUAAUUUAAAACAUGGAGUAGCCGCAGCGUAUCGACCGACGCCAGCGACGAUUCGAGUGGUCACUGCUCUCCUGGGUGAUCUUUGUAACGACGACAAGGAUUGCACAAUACCUAACAGCGAAUGCUCAAACGGCGGCUGCAUCUGUUCCGAGGGCUAUGCGGAAACUAGUGAUCGGCAGGAAUGCUUCGCCAAUUACGUGCCGGUGACGCCGACCGAGGAAUUUCGCGCCUGCCUCUCGUAUCCCUGUCAUAUGACCUCGACGUGCAUCGACUUACCCAGCGCAACUUUCGUCUGUAUCUGCCGGCCAAAUUAUACCGGAUUGCUGUGCGACGAGGAGAUCAACAAGCGAGAUUACGAGAUACCAUCCUUUGACGGUAAAAGCUACGUCAGGAUGAGUCGGCUGAAAGCGUAUCACAAAUUCAGCAUCGAGGUCGAGUUCAAAACAUACGCGGACAACGGAAUCAUAUUGUACAAUCAGCAGAAGAGCGACGGCACCGGCGACUUUGUUUCGCUGGCUAUUGUCGACGGAUAUGUGCAAUUCAGAUAUAAUUUGGGAAACGGACCUGUAGUUCUCAUGUCAUCGGAAAGGGUGACCAUGAAGACCUUCCAUAGAGCGGCGGCUAAGAGGUACCAUAAGGACGGAGUGCUGAUCUUUAACGACGGCGAGGAUGUAGCCGGGCAAAGUCAAGGAAUGUUAAAAUCACUGGAUCUGAAUCAGGACACUUUCAUCGGAAACAUGCCGACUAAUUACACCAAAGUCUACGACAACAUCGGCACCAAUCACGGAUUUCUCGGCUGCAUACGCAAGCUGAAGAUCAAUCGGAUCAACGUGGAUCUUCACGUGGGUCGCGACAAGGACGUCCUCGAGAGCUACCGCGUGAAGGAGUGCGGUGACAAUGCCUGCGCCAAUUUGCCCUGUCAAAACGGCGCGACGUGCCAGCCGAUCUUCGAGGAGGAUCUGUGCAACGGCCGGGAAUGCAGGAGGCUGCAGAAAAGAGGCAAGAGCAGGAACAAUCGAGGCGGAAAGGGCGGGGUGAACAUAGUCAGAUGCCGUGGUUCCCACUGCACGUCGAUCGAGAAGACGAGGACCAAGAAGAACGCGAGGAAGCGCUGCGUCACCGGCAAGUGCGACUACGAUUACGAGCUCAAGUACGAGAACGAUUACGACCACGGCAAUUAUGCGGUGGAGAAGUACGAGCCGCCGGACUACAGAUGCAUUUGCCCGCCGCAGUUCACCGGCCGAAGUUGCGAGGAGUCGCUGGACCCCUGCAUCGGCGAGCCCUGCCAGCACGGUGCCACUUGCGACAUUCUGCCGCAGGGAGGAUACGUGUGCAAGUGUCCUCCUGGUAGAACCGGCAUACAUUGCGAGAUCCUGGACGCCGAUCUGACGGAAUUGCUGAUUCCCGAGAUGAACGGUAACGGAUAUCUGGAGCUGCCUUGCCUGGAAGGCAUCGCGAAAGCGUUCUCCAUCGAACUGUGGUUCCUCACUCGCGCGAACGACGGUCUCCUGCUUUACAACGGUCAGCUAAACAACGGCAGGGGCGAUUUCAUAAGUCUGAACCUGGUCCACGGCAGACUCGAGUUCAGAUUCAAUCUCGGGAGCGGUAUCGCGAACAUCACGUCGCCUGAUCCGGUCAGUCGCGAUAUCUGGCACUGUGUGAGAAUCAGCAGACUCGGUAGAGAGGGAGUACUUCAGCUUGACGAUGGAAUCGUCGCUAGAGGAUUAUCCGGAAGUCCUCUCACGGAAUUGAAUCUGGAAAUGCCGCUUUACGUCGGUGGAGUCAAACACUGGCGAGAAGUUCAUCGUCUGUCCGGAGCCUGGACCGGAUUGGUAGGCGCCGUGCAGAGACUAAUGGUAAACGGCAAAACAUAUCAGAAUCUCGCGGUGAAUAUUACUCAACACAACACGGAGAUUUACGAUGGUCUACCGUGUCCCAGCAAUGAGAAUCCUUGCCACAACGGCGGAGUCUGCCUUCCACUUCUCAACAGUUACCUCUGCAAGUGCGCCAAUGGUUAUAACGGUCUGCAUUGCGAAUACUUUAUGGGUUACGACGUGUCCGGUACCGAGAUAUCGGAGCGACCUGUGCGUUUCGAAGGUGACAAUUUCCUGCAAUUCAAGCACCGCUACGGUAGAAGUACUAACUCGACUAACACUACCCUCGGCGAGUACUUUGAGGAGUCCUACUCCGACUACGACUUGGAGGAGGAUGUCGACUACGAGUACGACAGUUACGAUUACACGGAACGCAGGGGACAGCAAUCGAAUAAGUUCGAGUUGCGGUUAAGAACGGUACAUCCCGAGGGUCUCAUCGCGUGGGUGGGAAGAGGAAAGUUGGAACACUUCUUUUUGUCUUUGCAUGGCGGUCACGUAAUACUCACUUACAAGAGCAAGAUUGAAAAUGUAUCAGUAAAGAGCAAGGUAAGAUAACAUUACUAUAUUGAUCAAGCAUUAUCUCGACAGUAUUUUAAUUAAAUUUUU